AUGGCACCACACACCGUCCGAUGGGGUAUCCUGGCUACCGGCUGGAUCGCAAGCACAUUCGUCCGCGACCUCCUCCUCGACCCAACCGCCCGCGACGCCUCCGACGUAUCCCACCAAAUCGUCGCAGUAGCCUCCUCCUCCUCUACAACCAAAGCAGAGCAAUUCAUCUCAACCCUUAAAAUCCCCUCCCCAUGCAAGGCAUAUGCCUCCUACGAGGCCCUAGUCUCAGACCCAAACAUCGACGUAAUCUACGUCGCAACCCCGCACUCCCACCACUAUCAAAACGUAAUGCUAGCCCUAACGGCCGGCAAAAACGUCCUCUGCGAAAAAGCAUUCACCGUCAACGCAGCCCAAACAAAGAUCCUCAUCGAAACCGCCCGCAAGAAGAACCUCUUCCUUAUGGAGGCCGUCUGGACCCGCUACUUCCCGCUCAGCGUGCAGAUUCGGGACCUGAUCAAAGCUGGCGAGAUCGGCGAGGUGCUGCGUACCGUAGCCGACACAAGUUUCAGCGACGACGUCGAGGUGCGAUGGGGCACGGAACAUCGCAUGGUCAAUCGUGAUUUGGCCGGUGGUGCGCUUUUGGACCUGGGCAUAUACUCCCUAACCUGGGUCUUCCAAACCCUCUACCACACUCUCCCCAAGGAUCAGCGAAAGCCACCAACAGUCACCUCGCAGAUAACACCCUACCACCUAACAGGCGCAGACGAAGCAACAACAAUUCUACUAAAUUUCCCAACCAGCACGCCCUCCAAUGGCGCCCACCCGCGCCAAUCGCACGGCGUCGCAAUGACGAACCUCCGCGUCGCGGGCGACCCAGAUGAGGAGGGGACCUCUGGCGCGAAUAUUCGUAUCCAGGGUACGUUGGGCGAGAUCCAGGUCUUUGGGAACCCGUUCCGACCCGUUCGAUACCGGGUUAUUCCCAAAAAGGGCGCUGGGAAGGGUCAGGUCCGCGAUGUGGAGUGUGAGUUUCCGGCCGGUGGGCAUGGGAUGUAUUGGGAGGCUGAUGAAGUUGCUCGUUGUUUGAGGGAUGGGAAGGUUGAGAGUGAGGGGAUGCCUUGGGAGGAGAGUAUUGCUAUUAUGGAGGUUAUGGAUGAGGUGAGGAGGCAGGGUGGGUUGAGUUAUCCUGAGAAGAUUGAGUCGGUUGAGUAUCCGCUGCAGUUGUGA
Penicillium manginii is the source of this 1164-nucleotide messenger RNA. RefSeq names its product Gfo/Idh/MocA family protein. The transcript has 4 exons. Lineage: Eukaryota; Fungi; Ascomycota; Eurotiomycetes; Eurotiales; Aspergillaceae. Gene Ontology annotation, molecular function: nucleotide binding. The record is from RefSeq and is a predicted model, not a curated record. Bases 1 to 1164 code for a protein of 387 amino acids.